Mustela lutreola (European mink) is the source of this 1916-nucleotide messenger RNA. RefSeq names its product DMRT like family C2 (gene DMRTC2). The record is from RefSeq and is a predicted model, not a curated record. The transcript has 9 exons. Gene Ontology annotation, biological process: regulation of DNA-templated transcription. Gene Ontology annotation, cellular component: nucleus. The coding region runs from base 252 to 1442 and encodes 396 amino acids. Gene Ontology annotation, molecular function: sequence-specific DNA binding. Lineage: Eukaryota; Metazoa; Chordata; Mammalia; Carnivora; Mustelidae.
CCGAGGACGCGAACCCGACCCCGCCCCUCCCUGUCCCUUCUCCCCUUCUCUGUGGCGCUGGACCCCCCGCCCCCACCCCACCCCCCCGCGCUCCUCGCGCCCCUCUCCUCCCCUCCCCCACGCCGCGGGCCCCUAGGCGCGCUCCUGGACCCUGGAGCGAGGCGAGGCCACAGGCCUGGCAGCUGAAAGGGGGUGCACGCGAGUAACAGCCGCGCGUGGCGGUGGUGCGCCACGGGGAGGUGGGCCGGGUGAUGCAUGAGAUCAGUUGCUGGGAAUGGGUAAAGGCCCCCCAAGCGCUGGGCGCAGUGACCACCAGAUCCAUGGAAGCUAAAGAAAUGCCCGCUGUUGUCCACCUCUGUGCCUCCGACUCUGCCCCAGGGGGUGAGACCAGAGCCCCCCCAGGCACGGAGCUUAUCCCCAGGAGAGCUGUCAGUCGCUCUCCCACCUGUGCCCGCUGCCGAAACCACGGCGUCACUGCCCACUUGAAGGGCCAUAAGCGCCUGUGCCUCUUUCAGGCUUGCGAGUGUCAUAAAUGUGUCCUCAUCUUGGAGCGCCGGAGGGUCAUGGCUGCCCAGGUGGCCUUGCGUAGGCAACAGGAAGCACAGCUAAAGAGGCAUCUGGCUCAGGGACUGAUGAGGAGAGCUGCAGCUCCUCCCAAAACUCCCAGCCAUGUCAAGAAGGGAGCCACUCAACCUGGGGUCCCCGCUGAAAAGGAAAACAUAGCACCCCAGCCUCAGAUGCCCCAUGGGGCAGUCCCACUGGCACUGACGCCCCCUGGGAAGGAUAACUCCCAAGGGCCUCUGCUGCUCAGUCGUCCCCCAGAAGCCUUGCCUUUGUCCUGGACUCCAAUGCCUCCAGGCCCUUGGGCUCCUGGACACUGGCUGCCUCCAGGACUUUCCAUGCCACCACCAGUGGUAUGCCGCUUGCUAUGCCAAGAACCUACUGUCCCUCUGCAUCCCUUUCCUGGCUUUGACCCUGGCACUUCCCUCCGGCUGCCCACUCAUGGGCUCCUCCCAACCUGCCCAGGAUCUCGCCCGAUACUGACGACUCCCCUUUCUGGAGAAUCCCAAGGGCCCUCUGCCCUGCCCCGCGCAUGCUCAACUCUGAUACUCCAGCCCUGUGGCACCCCAGACCCUCUUCUGCUGCAGCCACAGGCCCCUGGAGCUUCUCGCCUGACCUGGACUUCUGCACCCUCAGAGAGGCAGCUGCAGCGGGAGGCAGCUGAGGCUCUUGUGGGUCUGAAAGACUCUUCCCAGGCUCCCCGCCUGACCUCCUCUGUUCCUCCCAAUCCUCCUUGGAUCUCCCUGCUCCACCCCUGUGGCCCACCAGCUCCUGCUGGAGGAAGAGGAUUCCAGCCUGUUGGACCCUCUCUCCGACCCAGCCCAGCCCCCUCUGUGGCUCUGCAUAUUGGGCGUCUGGGCUCUAUCUCCCUCCUAAGCUAGAAGCCCAGAGAUGGAAGCCUUGCUGGGGAAGAGGCAACAGCCUGCGGGCACUGCAUAUUUGGUAUUUUGCUUCUGGAUUUAUGUAUGGAAUUUAAUGUAGUACAAGCUUCCAGCUUUUCUUUUUUUUUUUUUUUUCUUUACUUUUUUUCCCCUUUUUUUAAAGCUUUCAGGUGCUUCAUUAGCUUUUGGUUCCUUUUGUAGUAUGGGCAUUUCCUUGACUGAAGUGGUAUUCUCUUACUCACUGGGUCCUGGGACAUUUUUAAAUCCCCAACAAAGUGAGAGAUGUGCAGUUCAAGCUAACCAGUAUCUAAAUAGGUUUUUGCAUGAGUUCACUUUCCAGAAUACUUAUAUAACCUAUGAUUCUAUACAUACCUGUGCGCUCAUGUCUGUCUCCAUAUAAGCAAAAACAGGAGAGUAUUUUCAUUUUGUGUCUACCUUUGGGUGAGUAACUGAGAAAUAAAACUUUGUUGUUUU